UUUUCUGGUUUUGUUCAAUUCUGUCAAUUGGCACAGAGCUAGGGUUUGUAAGACUUUCUGAAAUUUUGAAAGUGCUAAAUUUCAGACCUUUCCCACCCAAAAUAUUGGUUUAUAUCAGAAGUUCGGGCGGUGUUACUGAAACCCUAAAAGCUCUGUUUCUGUGAACACACACAGAAAUCUUGUAGUUCUUCAGUAAAAAGCUUUGAGUGUUCUGAUUUGGUAUUAAACUUCUGUAGUCAUGAUCAUCUUCUGGGAAAGAAAAAUGGCCAAGGGUUGUAGAAUCUAAUACUUUUUCUCAUAUUAUGCUUACUGCUCUAGUUAAGUAAAGAGGAAGUGUACUGAGACUCUCAAGGAAACUAUGGAGUGCAAUAAAGAUGAUGCGGUCAAGGCUAAGGAACUUGCUGAGAAGAAGUUUGCAGAAAAAAAUUAUGCUAGUGCUAAGAAGUUUGUUUUGAAGGCUCUGAAUUUGUAUCCCGAGCUUGAGGGUCUCUCCCAAAUGUUGACUACACUUGAUGUUUACAUCUCUUCGGAGAAUAAAAUUAAUGGGGAAGCGGAUUGGUAUGGAGUACUUAGUGUUACUCCAUAUACUGAUGAUGAGACGAUUAAGAAACAGUAUAGAAAGUUGGCUUUCAUGCUUCAUCCUGAUAAAAACAAGUCUUUUGGUGCAGAAGGCGCAUUUAAAUUGGUUUCAGAGGCCUGGAGUUUGUUAUCAGACACGGCCAAGAGGGUAGCAUAUAACCACAGGAGGAAUUUACAAGGGUUUCAACAGGAAGCAGCGUCCAGUACUGGGGGUCCGUCAGUGCAACCUAGUGCAAGCACCUUUCAAAAUUCUAUGAAUAGUGUCAGGAAGACUGUAAAAACGUCUCAACAGGAAGCUGCACACUGUAGUGGGGGUCCAUCAACGCAACCUAGUGCAAGUACUUUUCAGAAUGUUAUGAAUGCGAAGACCCAGCAACCUAGUGCAACUACCUUUCAUAAUGUUAUGAAUGCGAGGACUAAGCAACCUCGUGCAUCUACCUUUCAGAAUGUUAUGAAUGCAAGGACCCAGCAUGGUCCCACCCUGAUACCUUCGUGUGCAAAAGCUGCUACUUUUUGGACUGUUUGCAACCAUUGCAAAACUCAUUAUCAGUAUGUCAGGAUGUAUCUUCGUCAUCUUCUUGUCUGCCCUAAUUGUAGGAAUACUUUCUUGGCUGUAGAACGGGCUCCACCUGCGGAGCUUUUCAAGGCGUCCAAAAGCUCUUCUUCCCAGCAGCAUCAGAAUUCAAGACAACAUGCUGCUGGAGGUAACUCAAAUAGUUCUGGAAGACACUGCGCUGCAACUCAAAAUGUGGGAGCUGGGGGGUCUUUGGGUCCUAAUUCAAACAACAACACAAACUUAAACCAGGGCUCUACCUCCAAAAUGACUAGUAUCAGUAGCACAGUUGCAUCGGGUCAUGUUGCUGUGGACGGGGGUCAGCAGACAAGUGAGAAUGUAAAGAGAGACGCAGAGCGGAGACAGUCAAUUGCUGAAUGGGAAAGGAGUCAAAAUUUGAAUGGAAAUCCUUCAUUGAAAAAGAGAAGGAUGGAUGAUCCUCAUUUGAACGGCUAUGAUAAAAACAAGGCGAAUCAAAUGUCCAUGGGAAAUGGUGGAGCCGACUUGGGAGCUAUAUCUGAGUUGAGUAAAGGUAAUGCUGGAACGAAAAGAAUUUAUGGUUUCUCUAGUACAUACGAUAGGCCUAAGGUCCUCAGAGAGGUUCCAUAUCCGGUAAUAAAAAAAGCUCUGGUUGAGAUGGCACUAACUUCAAUUCGCAAUUUUCUUGAGCGGAGCUCAGCAACUGAAGCAAAGCAGGCAAAGAAAGAGCAAGAAACUGUGAAAGUAAAUAAGAAACAGAAGAGUGUGGGAAAUGUUGACACAAGUACAAACAGUGGUCCAAAUGUAGAGGAUAAGUCACCAAUGCCGAUCAAUGUUCCAGAUCCCGAUUUUCAUAAUUUUGACAUGGAUCGAACUGAAAGAUCCUUUAGAGAGGACCAAGUUUGGGCUGCAUAUGAUGAUGAUGGUAUGCCUCGUUAUUAUGCUCGAAUUCAGAAAGUGAUCUCCUUGAGGCCGUUUAAGAUGCGGAUCAGUUGGCUUAACUCGAGAAGCAACAAUGAAUUGGGUCCGCUGAACUGGGUAGGUUCUGGUUUUGCUAAAACCUGUGGGGAUUUCUGGCCUGGCAAAUAUGAAAGUACUGGUACUUUAAAUUCUUUCUCGAGCAAGGUUAAUUGGACAAAAGGCAAGCGAGGGGUGAUUCGUGUAUUUCCUACAAAGGGGGAAAUCUGGGCUCUAUAUAGGAACUGGUCCCCUGAUUGGAAUCAGCAUACACCAGAUGCAGUAAUCAACAAAUAUGACAUGGUGGAACUACUCGAUGACUAUACUGAGGAACACGGUGUGUCUGUCGCUCCUCUAUCUAAGAUUGCUGGUUUUAAAACAGUGUUCCGUAAGCACACAGACCCCAAGGAAGUGAAGAGGAUUCCUAAAGAGGAGAUGUUCCGUUUCUCGCAUCAAGUCCCUAGUCACUUGCUUACUGGCGAAGAAGCUUAUAAUGCCCCAAUAGGUUGUUGGGAAUUGGAUCCAGCAGCUCUCCCUUCGGAACUUUAUCAAGUUAUAACAGAAGCUCAUGAUGCACCAAUGAAACAGAAUGAUGUUAAAACAGAUGAAGAAAUUCCAAAACCUCUACCAAUGAUGACCGACGACAGUGGUACAUGCCAAGUUGGCCAAGGAAACUGAAGCUGUAAGCGCAGCACCCAUAGAUUAUGGACAUUGCUAGAAGAUAAUACCAGUCGUCUGGAUAGGUUUGGCCAUUUUUGUUUAUGCUAACCCUUUUUGUUUUUGCUAUGACCCGUCGCAAAUGUACAUGCUGCUGCAUUAUUUGCAGCAAUUGGUUAGCAGGUGGUGGUGAUACCAUCUUUUUUUUUUUGCAUUUUGUGGGAAAUGAAAGGUCAGAUGGUCAUUGGAUUUUAGGAAAGUUGAAAACUUUUGUAUACUCAUGCCUGAUCUCUCUGAAGAUCAGUUUUAUAAUUGUAGUUUGGAAAAUGAAGGUUAUUUUGCAUCUUUCAGUGGACUA
Messenger RNA from Pyrus x bretschneideri (Chinese white pear), 3083 nucleotides. RefSeq lists its product as uncharacterized. The record is from RefSeq and is a predicted model, not a curated record. Lineage: Eukaryota; Viridiplantae; Streptophyta; Magnoliopsida; Rosales; Rosaceae. The coding region runs from base 359 to 2746 and encodes 795 amino acids. The transcript has 2 exons.